UUUCUACAGCGAGGAGGUAAAGAACUAGAGAGCCUUUAAAGUUACGUCAUUUUGGUUCAAAAGCUAUGAGUAGUUUAAGUGCAUUAUGAAUCGUCGUGGAGAAGGACGUGUCCGGCGUGGAAGAUCUAACAGUUCAUCUCCCACAUCCACUAGAGCAAAAUCCAAGCGACGAAACACUGGGGCCACAGACAGUGUUGAAGAGUCGCCUUCGCAGAGUGCACUUACACAGAAAGCCCCUAAACCAAUUCCCUCGACCACUGCAUGCUCCCCAGGUGAGACAGAUGCUGUGGGUAGACGACAUAGUGCCAGAAACAACUCUAACAAAGAUGGAGACUCCAAAAAAUCAGCCAAUAAGGCAUCAAAUCGAGCCAGCAAGAAGGCAGCGAGUCCUCCGCCCCCUGCUGAAUCCUCCACAGUAAGCAUGUCUUCGUCUUCUACACCUGUUCGUGCAGAUAGUGCAGAGGUCUGUGAGACUCUUGAAAACAAGAAACCUAUUGCUAAGCCUCCCAAAAAGAGAAAAGGGAGUAGUUUUGAGAGAGAAGCCAGUCCACCGCCGCCCCCAGCCAAGCGACCUGCCAUUGACUUGCAGGACUGGAAGAACCAGAGAGUUCUUGCUCGCAGAAAUGGCAUUUUUCAGCCAGGAUGUAUACAGACAAUAAAGCAGGGUCGUCAUGUGGGAAUUCUUUUUGAUGGAGAAAAGACAGAAGUGUUGAUAAAUGAUGUUGUUGAUUCCAAACUUCCUCUGGUGAUAAGCGAUUAUUGUCCUAUGGCAAUCAUGAUGAACGUUGGGGUGCAUGUGUGUGUGCGGAUUAGCUCUGAGGAGAACUUGUUCUAUGAGGGAAUUGUCCUGGAAAAGAAACCGCCAAGCUACAAGAUCAAACUGACUUCAGCACCUGCUGGAAAGGAGAAGGAAAUUCUGGCCCCAAGAGCCCACAUUCGUCUCUUACAGCCACCCUGGUUUGAGGACUUGGAAGAGCCUUGUGAUGAGGUACGCACUCCAAUACCUCCUCUUGUUAUGGCCUCGCCCAUCCCAACAGCCUCUGGUCCAUCUGGUCAGAUGUCUACGGUGAUGCUGUCUGCUGGACGGACACCAUCCAGGACAGAAAGCUUUGAGAUGAAAUCAGACUAUGAUUCCUCAGAAGAUGAAAUGAAGGAGGAAAAUGUGAAUUUCAAUUCCUCUGGCAUGAGCACACCUCGGUCUGGCAGCGCCACUCCAGCCUCAGCUCAGUCCAAGAAUGGUCGAGACAAAAGUAAACAGCCAUUGAAAAAGAGGGAAAUGGCCAGAAGUCGAAGUACAACUUCAAUUGAAAGUAAUCGCUCAAGUACGCCAAGAUCCCCAAAUCCAACCAAGUACAAAAAGGGAGAUGUUGUCUCUACUCCCAACGGAGUGCGGAAAAAAUUCAAUGGGAAGCAGUGGCGGCGGCUAUGUUCUAAGGAGGGGUGUGCCAAGGAGUCUCAGCGUCGAGGAUACUGCUCUAGGCACUUGUCACUUAAGGGGAAGAGCCUUCGCACAGCCUUGACCUUCCCGGGGGGCAGUAAAGACGGGCAGUAUGAAUGGGAGGAGACUUCCAGAGAAAGUGAGUUUGAUCCUGAGCGCAGGUCUCAGAGUAACUUUGAUGAGAAAGAGGCUGCAAACAUGUUGGUGUGCUUGGGGAACUCACGAUCAACAACACCUGCCAUGUCUCCUGGCCCGUCCCCUCAUCUGUUACAGGGCCAGUCCCCCACCUGCCACCUUGCGUACCGGGGAGGAGGGGCCACGUUCACGCCAAUCUCCCCCCAGUCUCACACCCAUCACCAUGCCUCUGUGUUGGGCUCCCCAUCAAGACACUGGAGCUCAGCCUCUGCUAAGUCAGGCAGCUCAUCCUCAGAACUCAUAUCGCCUGUAACCCCGCAGCAUCCUCAUGGCUCCCCAGCAACAUUCCCCAUGCCCGGGGGUGGGUCUCAGAUCAGUCCCAGCGACCAGCAUGUCUCGCCCAACAUAAGGAGCAGCAAGCAUCGCAUUGAGAGCUUCCUCAAGCACGAGCAGAGUCGCAGUGAGGGAGGGGACUCCGGGAUAGAUGUGCUUACCCCUACCUCAAUGGGACAACGAGGGUCGAGUUCUCAGGAGCCCGACCACACUCGAGGAAGGUCUGCUUUCCACCCCACGUCUCAACAUGCCAUUACAUCAGCCAUUCAGCAAAGACUCUCCUCUAGUGCUUUAUCCUCAGAACAAAGUGUAAAGUCGCCGGUCACAACUGGCUACAAACCAGAAACUAGUGCCCUUAGUGUCCCUAGCCAGCCUUCUGCGACCCCAAGCAAACCUCGGAAUCGCCACAGUCUGCUACAGCAGAGCCUUCAGUCACCCCCUGCCCCUAAUGUCAGCUCGGUGAUUCUGCCACAGAACUUGGGCGUGGCUCACUCCACUCCCAUGGACAUCGUCACUACUGCACCUGUAAGUGUGCCUCCCCCAGGUGCACAGCAGAGGGGUGUCAUUCAGUCCACAGGGUCUGUACAGAGUGCUCAUGUUCAUGUGCAGCCUGGACAACCAGUGGCCAUCUCAACUGACCUUCAUAGUGUGACCAGUGAAGCAGUGUCACCAAGUCAUUCCCAGCAUGUCCCCUACCAGACAGUGGCUGUGCACCCAGCUCCCACAUCCCUCCUGCCUGUUAUGCCCAUUGGGAAUGAGAUGAAGCAGAGCUCCUUUGUGGGAAUAGAGGUGGCCUCUGGGCAGGAUCAUGAUGUUAAUGUCACUUUUUUGUUGAUGAUUCAGCAGGGACGAGUGUCCCGUCAGGUGCCUGUGUUUCCAUGGCAUUCACUUGUACCAUUUUUGACAAACUCAGGCCCUGUGGGUGGAUUGCCUGGGGGAGGGGCUGACCAGCAGAGCAGUUCCACCCAGGAUAACCGAGACACCGCUCCUCUCGGCCUACCGGACACUGGUAAACUAGAUGAUGAUGAUGACGAUGAUGUGUUUGAGCCAAGCCCCGAUACCUACUCUGCUGCUACAGCAACGUCUACAAAACGACGCUCACAAUCUUUAAGUGCCUUGCCAAAGGAUGAGCCUAAAAGCCCUAGCAAGGGUAAGGAUGGCUUGAAGGAGAAGGACCACAUCCGCCGACCAAUGAAUGCCUUUAUGAUCUUCAGUAAACGCCACCGCCCUCUGGUUCAUCAGCGGCACCCCAACCAGGACAACCGCACUGUGAGCAAGAUCCUGGGGGAGUGGUGGUACGCCCUUGGGCCCAAAGAGAAGCAGCAGUACCACGACCUUGCCUUCCAGGUGAAAGAAGCCCAUUUUAAGGCGCACCCAGACUGGAAGUGGUGCUCAAAAGACAGAAAGAAAUCCAGUACAAGCUCGAUGAAGAAAGGAGGGAGGAAGAGGCUGAGCUCAUCUGAUGAGUUCGGGGUGCCAGGGGACGGGGAGACGCCCUCCACUUCUGCUGGUUCUGAUUUGCCCCCUGAGCCCCUGAUGCAGCCCCCCGAGAUGCCCACCGACAGUGAGGCUAUGCCCAGCCCCUCCGCUCAAUGGUCUCCUGCCACCCCAGGUUACGACCCCAAGAAAAUGAGAACUCAGAGCCUGUCAGCAGUGGCUCCCCCUGGUGGAAGCAGAGACUACAGACUUCCUGACCCACAGGAAGGGGGGUCGUUAUCAGAGAGUUUAAAGCGACCCCCUCAGGAGAAUAAGAUAACUCAACCAUUGUCGCAGGCAUCAGUGACCAGUCAUUUCAGCGGUUCUGUCUCACGCCCCAUGGAUGACGACAGUGAUGACGACAAAAUGAUCAUAUGUGAAGAUGCUGACGAUGUUGGUGAUGACAAUGCCAUAGAUGAUGGUCCUGACAACAGUGAUGUGGGAGGUAUUGACCUGAACUGUAAGGAGAAGGUUUCUGACAGCGAGACUGACAGUCAGACAGAGGAGGACAAUUUGAUAGAGAACAAGGCCUUCCCACAACAACGCUUCUCCCCUGUCAUGCGACACAUAUCACCAGCAGAGAUCACCCACAGGCCCAAACCUAUCAAAAAGAUGCCUGAGUCGCCCAUGAAGAGAGACUCCCGGUCUGUAGGCUCCCCUCUACACAUUUCGUACAGUGACCAGGGCAUCCCACGGCCAUCCAGUGCUGGGUCAAGCUUUCAGCCCACCGGGGCAGUGUUUAAGGCUAAGGGACGCUCCAUGAGUAGUGUGGCAGAGUUCAACUGGCAGAAAGAGAGUAAUGAUCUCAACUCACAACAGCAUUAUCAUCAUCACCAACAACAACAACAGAUCUCUCUACAGCAGCAUGUUCAUGGUCAGCAGCAAUUCCACGAUCAGCCACAGUCGCAUCAAACCAGUCGAUCAAGCACAGUGCCACGUAACACACCCAUGAAAAUCCACAACGUAACCAUGACAACCCCAGAUAAGCAGCAGAUCAUCGUGUCAUCUAAUGUGGAGACAACUCUGGCAGCAAAGAAUGGGAAAGGGCCAGUACUCAGCAAAACAACCAUCAAGGGGCCCAAAGGAUCUAAUCGGCAGAUGCCCCAUGGUUCCACGCAGCUUCAACCACUCUCUCCUAACAUGUCGCAGCAGGUACAUUAUUCAGUUCAGCCAGAUGUGACACAGCAGUCAUUCCAGACGGUGAAACCAGCAGUGUCCAGUUCAGUACAGUUGGCGACCUCGUCUCAAUCUGUAGUGACUCUGUCUAGCCAGAGCAGCAGUCGCGUGGCAGCCACCUACUCCACCACGUGCCGACCAAUCCCUACACCCAUCCCCAUUGCCUCGAAGCCCACAGCCAACGCCUUACAGGCCAACAGCACAGGCCAGUCCGUGGUCAGGGCUGCCACCCCGGGAAUCAAUCUUCAGUCUCAGACCCUGAUCCCAGCAGCGCAGUCCCCCUCCCCCAUGAAGAAUGUCAGCGCCAUUUUGGUGCAGAGUAUACCCUCUAGCCACUAUGGCAUGACCCUGGUGAAUGCACCCACUGUCAACAACAACAACAACUCGAGUAAGGUGGCUGCCAGCUCACCCAGUGUGCACACUACCACAGGAGGAUUCCUAACAACAUUCCGUAACUUGGCCCCACCGCACAACUCCCAGAAUCAAGCCUCCCAGCAGACGUCUCAGCAGCCUGCAGCCUUCCAGUAUGCUGUGCUGAGGACAAAUCAGGGCGGCGUGCAGCCCAGCGUACAGCCGACUCCUCCUGCUCAGCUCCCCGUGGUGACUGCCACACCCCAGGCUAUAACUAUUGGACAGACAACAGUCCAGCCCACCCAGCGCCCCACCCAGGUACAGUACAUCCUUCCGUCACUCACACUACAGCCUGGGACGGGGAAGUUAGGCAGUAUGCUCCAGAUGGCGCUCCCCGGCACCCCUCUCCCUCAAGGUAACAUUCAGUUGACUUUCCCGGGAACACCCCAGCCCCCCCACACCCCAACAGGCAAGAUCCAACUGGCGUCACCCAUGGGAAUCAAGAUGGCAGGGAUCAGCCCUGCAUCUACGCCCUCGCCUGCUCCGGCCCUGACUCCGCCAGCCGUGCACCAUGUCAGCCAGGCUAAGGUUCUUCAGAAUGUGCCCAAUCUACAGCAACAGCAGCUCCCCUCCCAGACACUGCACAUUCUGAACCAGACCUUUACAAAUGGGGGCCACACCCAGCCACAAACACCAACUGCCAUCCCUCAGAUUGUCUCUGUCACUCACCCGGCUGUUGCUAUGACAACGGGACAACCUACGCAGUUUGCCAUGACAAACUCGCCGCAGCCUGUCAGUCACCAUGUACAACAACAACAACAACAACAGUCCCAGAGAUUCCUCAUGCCAACCUCACAAAAGUUCACUUAUUACCCUCAGCCCAGCUCUGUGACGUUAGCGGCCAGCCCCGGCCCCACCACGAAGUCAGAGUCUGUGCCUGCCUACAUCCACUACUUGCCUCAAGGGGGACAAGCUGGUCAACCUGCUCAAAUUCUUAUACAGCCCCAUGCUGUUAGAUCUCCGUCUGUGUCACCUGUGGUCACUGUGGCAACCCCUGUCGUGUCUGCCAUUGGGCAGAAGUUACCAGUACAACAACAACAAUCACAACAUCAACAGCAGCAACAAGCACAACAACAACAACAGGCUGCCCAGAAGAGCCCACCGCAAAGUCAGAGCCCGAUGUACUACCAGAGUGUCAUGAAAUCACCGAGCAUCAGUGUGUGUACAGAGGCCCGAGGGGAGAUUGGCUACAUCAGCAACAGUAAUGUACAGCCCAAACCAGUGAAGGUUAAGGCCACCUUGGCAAACAUUCCGGUGGCUACGGAGUCCUUACAGCGAAUGACAACCACCCAAGGUAUGGUAUCAAAGCCUCAAGUUACCACAACAAUGGUAUCACAGAGGUCUGUUGUGUCGACGGGCCAUCAAUCUGCCCACGUCCAGGCAAUGUCACCUAACCCUGCGUACACCUCCCAGCAUCUGGCCCUGCCCCAACGCAUGCUCUCUGCGACAGAGUUUGUGGUUCCCAUUAAUCCACGACACUACGACGGCGAUCACUACAACCAGUCACUAACUUCUGUGCCUCAGUCAAUGGGAUUGUCCAGAGAUGGGUCACAUGACUCGCACCUGUCUUAUCAGUCAAGCCAAGGGGAGGAGUCCCGCCCUAAGUCAGGAGAUGGGCGAGAGUAUUAUCGUGAGACUGAUGCAGAUUACGACAGUGAGGCAAAGCGUCAGCGUUCCUGUAAGGGGAAGCGAUACCUGGAGCUCGUGGCUGAGAGUGGAGUGAAAUCCUUCAAGAAGGAAAGAAAGAUUUGUCGUCAAGGGCAUGUAAAUGAGAUGCAAGAGUCGUCUUCCCCUGCCCCUGGUACUGAGCCUGGCCAACAGAGGGAGCCUGAGGAGCGCGAGAUGGACAACGCUGUGACCUCAACUCAGUCUGGGGGUCAACCCAACGCCGCCGGGACCACAGAAUCACCGCAGGAACGGCCUAAGAAGCCCAAGCCGCCGCCUCUGCCUGUUCCCCCAAGUGGUAUCCAGAUGGGUGCCCCGUCACCGAGUAAAGGCUUCCUCAAGAAAAACGUUGACGAUGGAAUGGAAAGGGUGUUACAAGAAGUGGACUUUGUGCGUCAGUUCAAGGAACUGCCUCAGUUUGUUCCUGAGGAGUCAAGCAGCACCACACCCCUCCCCCAGAGUCCACGGGCUAUCAUCAGUAACUACAAGAAGAAGAGGAAAGUGUCCCUUCUCGCCAAAGGGGAAUCUCAGGAGAUGGACAGUUCAGAAGAACAGCCUUCCCCUCGGUUACCACCCUCCUUACCCCCAUCUUCACCACGGUUACCACCCUCAUCGCCCCGCCUUCCUCCCUCGUCACCACGACUGUCACGGCGGGGAGAAUCUGAGGCCAACACUCCGCGCACACCCAAGAGUGGCCGCUUAGAGGGGACACACUUUUUUGGCAGUAACUUCAACCCAGAGCACUUUGAAAUGGAAUUCCCUGAUGGUUCAGAUCUGAAUUCCCCUAGGACACCCAAAACACCCAGUUCCCCCGGGGCACACUCCUCACUGCGGAGAAUUCUUGACCAGAGGAGAAACCUGGUUAUGCAGCUAUUUGACGAACAUACCCUCUUCCCUUCGUCCCAGGCCACCGCAGCCUUCCAGUCCAAGCACUCGGAUAUCUUCACCUCAAAGAGCUGUCUACAACUGAAGAUCCGUGAGGUGCGUCAAAAGAUGAUGGCUCAGUCUGCAGCCGUGGAGGCAGAGGCUGUCGCCAGCAACAACGCAUCUGGGUCUGUGGUGGUGUCAGCAGGAGGAGCACCCACCCCCUCCUCCAGCAGUAACACCAGCACCACGGGUCAAGAUGGACAGAGGGCUAGCAGUACCUCCACCUCCUCCAGCCAGACACACACACGAGACGUCCCCAUGACGACAGCUCUGCCCACAGCAUCCCAGCAAAUGCCACCACCACAUUCGUCAUCGCGCGACAGCUCGGCCAUGUUCCAACAACUUCACUAUCAUCAGCGGAACUCAGAUGUUCCCAGUACGUCUCAGUCAUAGGACACCCAGACUAACCUGACCCGAUAAAAGGUGGUUAAAUAAUGUGCACAUUUACCAUAAUCAGAAGUUAUUUUAUUUCACAUGGACAAAGUGGUGAAGGUUUGAAUCCUGUUUGCUCACUGUGGCUCUGGGUUUGCUCAGUGUUUAGGGCACUGCCCGCAACUGGCUGAACUAGUAGCCACGAACUUUGUCUCAAGAUAACAGUAUACAAGAAGUUAUCCAAAAGUCAGCUAUUUUAUUACCAAGUGACCAGAAUGUACUGAAUACAACUGAUUUGUAUAUACUGAAUGUACAAUGUUAUUGUUGGUCACAAUGACAAUUAGCCUUAUUUUACCAUACAUUUUGACGACUUAUUACUUUGAUGAAGUAGUGAUUAUGAAUGUUCAUGAAUAUAUCUUUCGUUGCUGGUUAAAAACCAGAAAUCUCAUAUACAGACUCUAUGUAAACCUUGGGAGUGUCUCUGUCUUCUAUAGGCCAACACUUUGGUGGUAUUUUGGGCCAUUUCUUUGAUCGCUGUCAUUGGUCGUUUGUCAUAAAGAUCUUUCUAUUUAUCACAAGAUUCAAAGAAGAAAAAUAAAGUUGGAUUAUCAUUCCCAGCAAGGAUUUUACAACAUGGUGAAAGUAUUGUGUGUCUGAUAAGUUCCUAGUUAUCAGUGUUCAACAUACUGGGCUAUACAAUGGUAUAGAGUAUGGAUUUUGUUUUAUUGGUAUUGCAGGGUUUUAUGUCAAAUUUGCUGGUUCAAAUUAUGUGAUAUUUCCCUGUGUUUGAAAUUGUCUUUUAAAUUUGUUGUUUAAAAUCAGUUUCUCUGUUGUCCUUGGGGCUGUCAUCUCUAUGAAGUGUGUAUACUUACUAGUAUAAAGAUAUGGUCUCUUUAUGUGCUGUCUAUUACCAGGUAGGGUAUGUAUGUUUCUAUUUCUAUUUUUUUGCGCACUGGGUCUGAUUACCUGCAUUUCAUUAUCUCUGUCUACAGCACUGAUAUUGUCUGGUUUCUAGCUGUAUGAAUUGUUUGAAUAUAUUACACGAUGCAUUCAGUUUUUUUGGUAAUCUUUGUAUCCUGUUAUUGGCUGUACUCGGGAUAUUACUGGUUGUACCUUGGAUAUCACUGGUUGUUCCCUGGAUAUUACUGGUUGUAUCCUGGAUAUUACUGGUUGUAACAUGGAUAUAGCUAGCUGGAUAUUGCUGGUUGUAAUGUGGAUAUUGCUGGUUGUAACGUUGAUAUUACUGGUUGUAUCAUGGAUAUUACUGGCUGUAUCAUGGAUAUUACUGGUUGUACCGUGGAUAUUACUGGUUGUACCCAGGAUAUUACUGGUUGUACCCAGGAUAGUACUGGUUGUACCAUGGAUAGCCCUGGUUAUACCCUGGAUAGUACUGGUGGCACAGGUUACAAAUCACAUGUACCAGAACUCGUUUUUGUUUAAUCUGGUAUAUUAGACACUAGACAUACCUGGAAACAUAUUCAAGAUAACAGCACAAUGUUUUUUUCACCAUUCAGGAAGGUUAAACUGUAGAGAACAGGCGAACAUUGGAUUUUGUGUGACGAUUAUACUUAUCCCCUAUGUUAUUUAACGUCGUCACACUCUUAGUACAGGCGACUUAUAUUUAGCUACUGGUUUUAUACUGGUGUUUGUUUGAGUACACAGCACGUUAAGCAUGUGUAUGUAUAGGUCUUUCUGGGGGUAUAGAGGGUAAGGGCACCUCCUUGUGUGGAGUAAGGGUGAAUCUUUCCUGUCUAAAGUAGAUCGGGCCAACGUUGUGUGGUCUAGUGUUCAUUUCUGAUUCUUCGAUGACUUAUUUGAGCCGGUUGGUCACGUAGUACUUGUUCAUUACACGAAAACAACUGUCAGUUCAGCGUGGACCAGAGUUGCCCUUGGACAGGGACAGUAUCUCAUAUUCGGAAGUGGAAAAACUGUGGCAUACGUCAUUGUUAUGGACAUCAGUGUUCACAGGCAUUGGUACACAUUGUGUUUAUGUACGUACAGUGACGAGGGCAGAAGAAAUUAUGAUUUUCUUGGGUAAGGUAGACGUCUAUUUCAGACGGUGAUAAAGUCUAUGUACGCACAUUUUUAACGUGUUAAUAUAUAUAUGUACUUCGGAAAUGUCUGCCACAGUUGUAAGUAGCCCAGUGUUAACGGUCAGUGUAAAGAUGCAUGAAUGGGUAGCUCGCCACCGGCAGGGAGCAUGUGUAGACGACUGCUUCGAUUCGAAAGUUUCUGUCGUUUAUGUGGUAAAGACGUUGACCGUUGUAUAUUUUUGCGCUAGCUCAACAUCUUUCCUUUGCAUUGUUGUAUAUACGAAAUGACUUCCAUAUUUGGAAAUUUUGUAAAACUGUAUAUAUGUAAAAACAAAAAUACAAAAAACCGAAGAGCUCUGUUGGCUAUACAUUGUACAUAUCUCCGGAGCCAUUGGCCGGCUUGUCGUAUUUGCUGACUAGGCAGAUAUAUCGCCGUCUUUCACAUCGUGCCCCUUGUCCAUAGUACAUUUUCUGGCCAAAUGUAUCACUGAUUAUUUAAUGUUGCGCUAGUACACUUAAUUAUUAUAUAAAAAAUUAGGUCCAGUCUGUUCCUCACGUAUAUAUGCUUCCGGUGUCCAACUCAGUGGGCUUGGCACUUCCGGUGUCCACCUCAUUGGGAUCGGCUGUCUGCUCGCUCGCUGAAAAUGUCUUAUAGUGCUAUCGUCGUUAAUUGUUAUUCUCUUUUCGCUGUCCUUUCUAAUUUAUCUGUAGCAUAAUUUCCUCUCUAGUUGUCUAUUUGUUGGCACAGUGUGUUGGAGACCACUUGUUUAGUCAUGACACGGUUGUGGAAAUGUAUGCAACAGUUCGUUUGUGUAUGGCCAAUGUGUUGUUUUUGUGUAAUUUUGCAAGCAAUUGUCUUUUAUUGUCAUUUUAGCAGUUUUAGUGUUCAUUUAAAUGUUCUUAAUAAUUCUUGUGAUAUUUUGAGCUGGCAUUCGUAUAGUCCUAGUACGUUACCGUGUUCUGCAUAACUUGCUGCUUUCAGUUUAGUGCAUUCGCUAAUGUACUCCGAUAAACUCUCCAGAACUCACCUCUCAGAAAAUAUUUUUGUGAACUUUUUCAUCAGCAGUUUAUCGUGGACACAACUAAAAAUGUAUGGUCCCAAGAAUUGUAAUCUUUCUAAAAAUGUUUGCCACGUUGACGCCUCCGAAUGGUUAGUUUCAUCCGGACUAAUUGAUCAAGUACUUUUCAGGCUCGGCGUGGUAUUCUUAAAAAAAGACAGAUCUGUUUCUUAGUGUCUGUUGUCUUAGCCUAUUGUUACCAGAAAGAGUUAUUUUAUGUGUAUGUCUUGUGCAAUACGCGAAACUCUACACAAUAAAACA
Molecule: messenger RNA, 11285 nt
Organism: Liolophura sinensis
Lineage: Eukaryota; Metazoa; Mollusca; Polyplacophora; Chitonida; Chitonidae
Product: protein capicua homolog
Exons: 19
Coding region: 86-7954 (2622 amino acids)
Biological process (GO): regulation of transcription by RNA polymerase II
Cellular component (GO): nucleus
Molecular function (GO): RNA polymerase II transcription regulatory region sequence-specific DNA binding; DNA-binding transcription factor activity, RNA polymerase II-specific
Source: RefSeq, a predicted model, not a curated record